AUGCGACUAAUUCACACCACAACGCUGGAAUUCAGGGAGUUCUUCGAUGCAGAGAUUCCGCCGUACUCGAUCUUGUCUCACCGCUGGACGGGGCAAGAACUGUCAUACAAAGACGCAUGUUUCUCUACUUGGCCAGAAUCUGAGGGCUCAGUGAAAGUGAAGAAGUGCUGUGAGCUUAGCAAGGAUAUGGGAUAUGACUGGACGUGGAUCGACACUUGUUGUAUUGACAAGAUGAACGGCAGCGAAUUGACCGAAGCUAUCAACUCGAUGUUCAACUGGUAUCGAAGAGCCUCGUGCUGUUUGGCGUUCUUGCAGGAUGUCGCUCCUACCGCGGAUCAUGAAGAACAGAGCAGCUUCAGGACAGAUCCGUUCAAUCUAGAGGCCUUUGGGGCCAGUGUUUGGUUCACGAGAGGCUGGACACUGCAAGAGCUGAUUGCGCCCCCUGACGUGUUAUUCUACGACAAUUGCUUCAACCUUUUGGGAUCCAGGCCGCAGCUUGCAAAGUUAGUAUCUGCUGCUAGUGGUGUGGACUCACGAUUUUUGCGCUUAACACAAGGCGACAAAGAUCAAGAUCGUAUCGACCAGCUUAGGGCGACGCCAGUCGCUCGCCGCAUGUACUGGGCCUCCAGACGGGAGACCUCGCGAGCAGAAGACACCGCAUACUGCCUGCUUGGGCUGUUCGACAUCAACAUGCCACUGCUCUAUGGGGAAGGCGCAGUCAAAGCAUUUAUCAGGCUACAGCGUGAGAUCUUUCUACGGUCCCACGAUGGUAGUAUCUAUGUAUGGAGCAGGAGCUUGCUAAAAAGCAUGAACUUUCAUCCUUGGCAAGGCCUCCUUGCCCCCUCUCCAGCGCUGUUCGCCGACUCGGGCAAUUUGCAUCUUGUCCAACAACGAUCAGAAUCGACCCGCAGUGUUGGUAACAUGGGCCUGGAGCUGGAAUAUCCAUUUCCAAAGCGUCACACAGUCACGGAUGGCAAGGUCCGUGUUGGUUUGUUCACGCUCAAGGUCUAUCGACAGACCACAGAUGCAUCGACCGUGCCACCAACUCAACGACAGAUGCUCGCCCUAAAACUGCGCCUGAUACGAAGACCAUCAGGAAUAUGGGAACUUGCCGGAGACGAGGCUAUUCAAAUCGUCGUUGCGAAGCCCUGGGCACCACGAGAUUCCCUCGGCGUCCGUCAAUUCGAACCGGACGAUCUUCUCGACUGGGGCUGCGACUUCGGAUUCGAUGUUCACGGUGGGAUGAUCGGCCUCCAGCGCACCUGGUGUUUCAAGGCUUGGUCUGCGUUGACCUCGUCCGAACGCGCAUUUCAACGAGCUCUUCGGCAUGUCCGAUAUGAGCGCUUGUGUUUUGUGCAGGACGGGUUGUGA
Zymoseptoria tritici IPO323 is the source of this 1371-nucleotide messenger RNA. RefSeq lists its product as uncharacterized. The record is from RefSeq and is a predicted model, not a curated record. The transcript has a single exon. Lineage: Eukaryota; Fungi; Ascomycota; Dothideomycetes; Mycosphaerellales; Mycosphaerellaceae. The coding region runs from base 1 to 1371 and encodes 456 amino acids.